Aedes aegypti (yellow fever mosquito) is the source of this 1439-nucleotide messenger RNA. RefSeq names its product glia maturation factor gamma (gene GMF). Lineage: Eukaryota; Metazoa; Arthropoda; Insecta; Diptera; Culicidae. The record is from RefSeq and is a predicted model, not a curated record. The coding region runs from base 296 to 712 and encodes 138 amino acids. Gene Ontology annotation, biological process: actin filament debranching; negative regulation of Arp2/3 complex-mediated actin nucleation. Gene Ontology annotation, cellular component: actin cortical patch. Gene Ontology annotation, molecular function: actin binding; Arp2/3 complex binding. The transcript is spliced from 3 exons.
CACACUGGUCUCGUCUCAAACGCCUUUAUUCGUUCUAUCGCAUCACAAUAUUCACAAUCGUCUCGUCGUCGUCGUCCUAAGCUAAAGUCAGUCACCACAUAUCUUAUCAGUUUUGCAUCGUUUUUUAGGUGUUGCUAAAUCGUUGUUAUCCAGUCUUGUUUCGUUGGCUCAACCCAUUAGCAGCGAUUCACAUCAGUGCCGAGCACUUUCGGUUUGGAUUGUGAUUGUGAAGCGACUCUUCACGGUCUUCCAUUAUUAUCGAGAGCAUAUCCCCAUCGAAGCGCAGGAAAAGAAAAUGAGCGAAGCACAGAUCUGCGACAUCAGCCCCGAAGCCAAAGAGGAGAUUAGCAAGUUUCGAUUCCGACGGAAUGCCACCAACACCGCCCUGAUUUUGAAAAUCGACCGCGAGAAGCAGCUGGUCACGGUUGACGAACUGCUGGAUGAUGUCUCGGUCGAAGACCUGCAGGAACAGCUGCCCAGCCACCAGCCCCGGUACAUCAUCUACAGCUACAAAAUGGUGCACGACGAUUCGCGGAUAUCGUACCCGAUGUGCUUCAUCUUCUACACCCCGCGAGACAGCCAGAUGGAGCUGUGCAUGCUGUACGCCAAAACGCGCAUGGCCCUGCAGCGGGAGGCCGACCUGACGCGGUAUUACGAGAUUCGCGAGCUGGACGACAUGACCGAAGAUUGGCUCAAAGAAAAACUGAAAUAAGCUUGGUACAACAGUCUCGCCGAAAGACGUUAGGAUAAUUUCGAACAUUUUCACAUCGUGAAAUCAGUGAUUUUGGAUUGAAUUCGCUGGGAAACAACACCCAUUGCAUUUUGCAUUUAGGACGAAGAAGACACGAGCAAUGCGUUUUAUUUUACUACAAACAUUAAUCAGACACAUCGCAUGACUAAUCAAUUGUGAUUAUCGCAUUUAAAUUUAAUAUCAAUUGGCUGUUUUAUAAAUCCCGGCAAUACAAGUUUAUAUGCUAGCUGUUAGAGGUUAAACAAGCGAGCCAAAAGACACUUUCAAUUAAGCUUUUAAGGAAAAAUGCUUGAAUAUCCUGUUUGAAUUUGCGUUAAACAACCAUAUUUUAUGAUGUCAAUUGGUUUAAUACGGAUGCUAUUCAGAUCGAUCAUACCAAAUGAAUAGAAUUUUUCGUUACUACUUCGACGAACAAGAUCUCUCCGAGAUUUUAACGAUAACCAUCGUAAUUAGGUUUGUCUAGUUGUAGUUUUAUGUAUUACCGAAUAUCGAUAAGCUAGUAUGCAAAAACAUAAUCAACAAACAAUCACAGGCCGAAAUAUGUGUAUAAGCUUAAUAAGAGAGUACAAGAUAAUAUUGGUAUACCAAUAGUAGAGUAAUGCUUGACAAAACAUGGUAAAUUCGAUAACUUCUAUUAGGUAUAUAUUGGAAUAGCAAUAAUAGAAGCCGCAUCUAAGCCGAAAAUGAA